UAGGAGGAUGGCCAUAAACAGAACUGUCUUAUCUGGAAGAAAUACAGUUCAUUUCACCCCAAACUUUGCCUGUUGUGUCCUGAUUCAAGUCCAGGCAAGAGUUCCUGAGAACGUUCAUCGGAGGUUUAACCGCAGCGUUUAUCAGAUGGCACUAUCAGGAUGGAUCUGUGUGGUGACUGGUGCUUCCAGAGGAAUUGGAAGAGGUAUUGCCCUUCAGUUAACUGAGGCAGGCGCUACAGUGUACAUCACUGGUCGACAGGAGGAAGGGAAACCUCUGAAGCAGACAGCAGCUGAGGUGAUUGAGAGGGGUGGCCGGUGUCUUCCAGUGGUCUGUGACUCAUCUAAAGAGGAUGAAAUCAAGGAGCUGUUCGAACGUGUUCAACGUGAGCAAAAGGGCAGACUUGACUUAUUGGUCAAUAAUGCCUAUGCGGGUGUGCAGGCUAUCAUGAACAACUUGAACAAGAAGUUCUGGGAGGUGGACCCAGAUAUUUGGGACACAAUCAACAACACUGGACUCAGAGGUCACUAUUUCUGCUCAGUGUAUGCUGCACGGAUGAUGGUGGCGCAGGGCAAAGGCUUGAUUGUGUUCAUAUCAUCCAUGGGUGGUCUGCGCUAUCUCUUCAAUGUAUCCUAUGGGGUCGGCAAAGCUGCAUGUGACAGAAUGGCAGCAGACAUGGCAAUAGAGUUGAAGAAGAAAGGUGUGGUUUCUGUAAGCCUCUGGCCAGGGGCAGUUCAGACUGAGUUAAUUAAUCAGUAUAUAUCUGGUGAUGAUGCUGCUGCAAGAUUUGAUCCAAAAUUCAAGGAAAUGUUCAGGAAGGGUGAAACGACAGAGUUCAGUGGACGAUGCAUAGCUGAGCUGGCCAAAGACAAAAAUCUGAUGUCAAUGACCGGGCAAGUGUUGAUGACCUGCGACCUCGCUUACCGCUAUGGACUCAAGGAUGUUGAUGGUCGCAGUAUCGUGGACUACACCUCUCUGAAGUUCCUAAUUUCCCAGGUGCCCUAUGUGUCCUGGCUGUCUGUGUUCACUCCUUCAUUCAUAAGAGUGCCUCGUUCCAUGCUGAGCCUUGGCAAAUUCUAACACGUCUCGGUACAAAUGUAACAGAGGCCAGCGAGAAGCGAGUAGCAAAUAAAUAAAGUUGUUUGUAAGAUUAUUGUAAUGCCUUUGGAAGACACUAAUUACACAAUUCAUCAGAGGAUUAUUAUUGUCAGAACUGAUAGCAAUUUUCAUCAUACAAUUUUUAAUUGUAAUAUUUUACAGUAAUUGCAUUUUACAGUAUUUUUGAUCAAAUUGUUUCAUACGAGACUUCUUUAAAAAACAAGUUAAUAUCUUAUCAUUCCCAAAUGUUUGAACAAUAGUGUAACUGUAUAUUAAUUCAAGUAUAUACUAAAAUAAUAUCUAAAAUUAAUAAUGAAUAGCACACCAAUCCAUUAUUGCCCAGCUCUCACUUUUACAUGGUUAUUUUACACUGCAUUCCAAAUUAUAAUGCAAAUGAUAUAUCAAUAGGAUUCCGGUACAAUAAAGAGUCAGAUUUU
This is a messenger RNA of Cyprinus carpio (common carp), 1533 nucleotides long. RefSeq names its product dehydrogenase/reductase (SDR family) member 1. The record is from RefSeq and is a predicted model, not a curated record. The coding region runs from base 8 to 1078 and encodes 356 amino acids. NCBI's taxonomy places the organism in Eukaryota, Metazoa, Chordata, Actinopteri, Cypriniformes, Cyprinidae. The transcript is spliced from 9 exons.